GUGAUCCUCACCUGCUGGCACCUCGUCUUCGCAACCGUAGCAACCCAAAUCCUAGCCCGCACCACCCACCUCCUCGACGGCCGCAAGAACAUCAAAAUGACCGGCCGCAUCUACCUCCGCGCCAUCGUCCCCAUCGGCCUCCUCUACUCGGCCAGCCUGGUCUGCUCCAACAUGGUCUACCUCUACCUCUCAGUCGCCUUCAUCCAGAUGCUCAAAGCUGCCGCCCCCGUCGCGGUCCUGCUCACGGCCUGGGCCUGGGGGGUCGAGGAGCCCUCGCUCAAGCGCUUCCUCAACAUCCUCUUCAUCGUCGCCGGCGUCGGUCUCGCUUCCCUAGGCGAGAUCAACUUUUCCAUGGCUGGUUUCCUGUUCCAGGUUGGGGGGAUCGUGUUUGAGGCUAUGAGGUUGAUCAUGAUUCAGGUUUUGCUGAGCGGGGAGGACAUGAAGAUGGACCCGCUGGUGAGCUUGUAUUACUACGCUCCCGUCUGCGCGGUGAUGAAUGUGAUUGUGGCUAUUGGGAGCGAGGCGAACAGGUUUGACUUUGGGGAUGUGGGGAGGGCGGGGGCGGGGUUGUUGGUGCUGAAUGCGAUGGUGGCGUUUAUGUUGAAUGUUUCGAGUGUUUUCCUCGUAAGUCAAUAUCCCCCCUUAACUGUCCAGCACAAAGAUACUAACAACCACGUAAAGAUCGGAAAGACCUCGGGGCUGGUAAUGACCCUGACGGGCAUCCUCAAAAACAUUUUGCUGGUCAUCAUCUCGGUCAUGAUCUGGAAGACAAACAUCACGGCGAUCCAGUUUGUGGGUUACGCCAUCGCCACGGCAGGGUUGGCGUAUUACUCCCUCGGGUGGGAGCAGACGGUUGCCAUCUCGGUCGGUGUCUGGGUGUACGCCAAGAGCUUGUGGGAGAGGGUGGCGGGGAGUUACUCGCCGCUCAGCCAGGGGGAGGGAGGAGGAAGUCAAGAAGGAGCGGGGAGGUUACCUGCUGCUGUGAAGAGGGCGUUGAUCAUGGGGUUGGUUGUUGUGACGGUGGUGGUGCUGGUGGCUGGGUUCCUUUAUGGGAGCGGGGGGCCGGCUACGGGGCCGGUGUCGAAGGAGGUGGAGGAGAUUGGGCAGGGGGCAUAA
Messenger RNA from Podospora anserina S mat+, 1116 nucleotides. RefSeq lists its product as uncharacterized. The record is from RefSeq and is a predicted model, not a curated record. The transcript has a single exon. Gene Ontology annotation, molecular function: antiporter activity. NCBI's taxonomy places the organism in Eukaryota, Fungi, Ascomycota, Sordariomycetes, Sordariales, Podosporaceae. The annotation marks the transcript as partial. Gene Ontology annotation, cellular component: trans-Golgi network; Golgi apparatus; endosome.